AGUCUGUGUUUGGUCCGGUGCUUGGCAGCUGCUUGUCGUGCUCGGUCUUGCGUGGUUCGAGGGUUCGGGUGAUAAUAACAGUAACAUGGCACUCAGAGGAAAUGGAACGCUUAUCGCGCACAACAACUCGACCUACAUACCACCUUCCUUAAUGCCCGGAUACUGCGGCUAUGUUCCAACUUCAAAGUACUUGUAUGGAGACACAUUCGGGAAUGCCACCAUCAAAUACUUUCAGGACUUCCGCAGCGGGGCAAUGGCCUGCAGCACGAUCCCGUACAACCGCGGUGGGAUGUUCCCGUCCAUCUUCUCCAACAGCGGGCUCCUAGUGUCGGCCCAGCGGGCUCAGAGCCGCAGUCCCCUCUCUCAGAAACACCGGGAGAGCUAUAAGGACAAGACAGGAAAACGACUUCCCGUCAAACACUUCGUCAUCCCAGUGAAAGAGAGCGAAAAAUACUUCUGGGAGCAGAUGUACGAUCUAAAGUUGUGUAGUCAAUACAUAUUCCUGUAAUGUUUUUACAUGUACCUUAACGUACUAUUGUGAACAGAUGCGUAUAAAACAAAAUACUAUAAUAUAAUAAUAAUAUAUGCCAUUUAGCAGACGCUUUUAUCCAAAGCGACUUACAGUCAUGUGUGCAUACAUUCUACAUAUGGGUGGUCCCGGGGAUCGAACCCACUACCCUGGCGUUACAAGCGCCAUGCUCUACCAACUGAGCUACACAGGACCACAAUACUACUGAUGCAACAAAAAUAUUUGUUACUUAGACUGUCAUAACUGCUUUCAAUUUUAGAAAACACAUUGUAGGCUAUUGGCAAUGGACUUGUUAAUGCAUUGUAGUCUGUAUGAACUACAUUUAUAUAUUAUUUCAAAAUAAAACAUACUCAACCACACAUUACAAUUGCCCAUCUCUCCACUUAUAUUUUUCUCAAAUGCAUUACAAUGAUGUGCCCAUCCGAACCUGAUACACAAUUCGACCAACCACACAUCCUAAAUGACAAGCGAUUAGGCUGCAUUUACACAGGCAGCCCAAUUCUGAUCUUUUUUUUAAACCAAUCAGAUCAGCUCUGAAAAAGAUUGGAUGGGAAAGAUCUAAUGUGAUUGGACAAAAGAGCCAAUUAUUGGAAAAAAUAUCAGAAUUGGGCUGCCUGUGUGAGCACAACCUUGUUCUUAGUUUCCCACCCGUUUAAAGACUGACAUUAGACAUGUGUUCUAAACCUGACACGAACACUCUCUUAGGGCCUUACAUCUAACAUCACAGGAAACCUGCUAGAACACCGGGUGAAAUGCUGUCUGAGGAGAAAUUUAAUCUCUCUCUGUGCGUGUGUGUGUGUGUGUGUGUGUGUGUGUGUGUGUGUGUGUGUGUGUGUGUGUGUGUGUGUGUGUGUGUGUGU
Oncorhynchus gorbuscha (pink salmon) is the source of this 1389-nucleotide messenger RNA. It is a transcript of the gene cimip2c, whose product is annotated as family with sequence similarity 166 member C. The record is from RefSeq and is a predicted model, not a curated record. The transcript is spliced from 3 exons. Bases 86 to 508 code for a protein of 140 amino acids. NCBI's taxonomy places the organism in Eukaryota, Metazoa, Chordata, Actinopteri, Salmoniformes, Salmonidae.